AUGAUGUCUGAAACCGAAGCAAAUGGGAAUAUCGAAGCACAUACAACUGAAGAUGUUGAUGCAAAUGAUUUGUUAGAAGCAACAUAUGAAACUGAAGAAAUAAAAGAUGCAAAUGGUGAAUGUGAGGAAGAUGGACUGAACAAUGAAAGUAUUUUAGGAAAGGUUUUCGAUACAACUGAUGAUGCAUAUAACUUUUAUAAUGAUUAUGCAUUUGUACAUGGAUAUGGUAUACGUAUUCAUACCACAUGCAAAAAUAAGGGAACAAAUGAACCUUAUCGAAAAACACUUGUAUACGAUAAAGAGGGUUUUAAAUGGGAGGAUGGUAAUACAUCAAUUGGAAACGAGAAAAAACGUCGUAGAGAAGUUAGAAUCGGAUGCAAAGCAAUGUUUCGAAUUUCAAAAAAGAAAGAUGGGAAAUGGUUGAAACCUUCUCAAAUUAAAAAGGCUAUUAAUGCAAUGAAAACCUCAAAUGAAGUUGAUGUUACUUCAAAACAAUGUGUUGAUGUAUUAUCUGAGCAACGAAAACACAACAAAGGAAGGGAGUUUUAUGGACUAAUAAAACAUUUACAAGAUAAAGCCUUAGUGGAUAAUGAUCUGUAUUAUGUUGUGGAUUUGUACAGUGAUGGCUGUCCUAGAAAUAUUUUUUGGGCUGAUGGAAGAUCAAGAGAUGAUUUUACUAAAUUUGGAGAUGUUGUUGCCUUUGAUGUGACUUACAUGACAAAUAAAUUCAAGAUGCCUUUUGCUCCAUUUACUGGGGUGAACCAUCAUGGACAGUCUGUACUUUUUGGUGGAGCGUUGCUAGAAAACGAAAAGGAAGAAACUUUUGUAUGGUUGUUUGAGAAUUUCCUUAAAUGUAUGUUUAGCAAAGCACCUUCAACAUAUGUUGCUCGUUAUAGUGAUUUUCAAGAAUCAUAUAAAGAAUGGGUAAUGAGUGACACAAUUGAAGAAUUUGAAACUAGGUGGGAAGUUAUACGUGAUAAGUAUAAACUUGAAAGCAAUUGUUGGAUAACUGGUAUGUAUAACCAACAAGUACAUUGGGCUAAAGCCUUCUUAAAGGAUAUUUUCUUGGCCGUGCAAUAUGACAAAGCAGUUACUUCACGAAGGGCCGCCGAAGAAGAUGAAAAUUUCAAGACUAUGAACUCGAGGCCAGUUCUUUCCUCAAAACAUCCAAUCGAAGCAAAAGCAGAAAGGCAUGUUAACACACUUCCGAGUCACUACAUUUUACCUAGGUGGACCCUUAAUGCUAGGUACAAGGUGGGUAAACGUAGUAUCGGACUCGAAGAAAUGAAUAACGGAAAUGGGGUUAGUGCUUACACUUUAUGGUGUGUUCAUUCAGAUUUUAAUAAAGUAAUUGAACAAGCAAAAGACUCCCCUUCAGAAAUAGAAAAUGUCAAUAACGUAUUGAUAAAGCUAUUACAAGAUCAAGCAAUACAGAAAAAACCUUUACCAGUUGAGAACGUAUCUCAAGGUUCUUGUGUGAGAAUUUCACAAGUCGAUAUAAUGCCUCAAUUAUUUUUCGGGGAUCCUCUUGCUCCAACCAACACGAAAGGGUGUCCUAAAAUUGCUAGUAGAAUCAAGUCUUCUUUAGAAGUGCCAAAAAAACGAACAUGCUCUAAUUGUCAAGGAUUAGGUCAUUAUGCUACUAGUUGUUCUAAAAGAAAGGUGCGUAUAGUAGUAACUUACUUUGUCAUGAUUUUGUAG
Molecule: messenger RNA, 1701 nt
Organism: Lactuca saligna
Lineage: Eukaryota; Viridiplantae; Streptophyta; Magnoliopsida; Asterales; Asteraceae
Source: the annotation of a GenBank genome assembly